CAGCCUGCGCAGACAGAUGGCUGAGGUGUGGUAGUUGGGUGGCAUGAAGAGAGAACAAAACAGGGCAGAUUUCAACAAGAAAAACUUAAGCUUCAUUGGAUUCUCCCAUCAAAGAAAAGCUCCAAGCUUUCAGAAAGAGCUCUCUCUUGAUGGUAAGGAAGAGUCUGCUAACCACAAAAGAAGACUCGAUGCCAAGCUUUUAGCUGCACUCCCUAGAGCUGCUGCUCACCCAACACUUGCCGGUGUUAAGGCUGCUAUACACUGUGCGACACGCCUCUUCUCAGGGGCUUCCGUUGUCACUGUGGCAGAAUUAAGACAAAUAUUUGAACCAAAGAGAAAAGAGUUUUUAGAAAUGAAAAGAAAAGAAAGAAUUGCCAGGCGCUUGGAAGGAAUAGAAAAUGAUGCACAGCCCAUCCUGUUGCAGAGCUGCGCAGGGCUGGUGACUCAUCGCUUGCUGGAGGAAGACACGCCUAGAUACAUGCGGGCCACUGACCCUGCCAGUCCCCACAUUGGGAGAUCGAAUGAGGAAGAAGACACUCCUGAUUCUUCUUUAGAAAAGCAAGCUCGCUCUAAAUAUAGCUCAGAAACCUCGGCUGUCCAUAGCUCAGGCUCCAUGGACUCCCAGGGUCUUGAGUCCAAGGCCGAGAGGAUCGCAAGGUAUAAAGCGGAAAGGAGACGGCAGCUGGCAGAGAAAUACGGGCUGACUCUGGAUGCUGAGGCCGACUCUGAGUAUUCAUCUCGGUACACCAAGUCCAAGAAGGACCCAGAUGCCACCGAGAGGCGAGGAGGAAAGAGUCAGGAGCCAGAGGAGUCAAGCAAAGAUCCCGGUUCUCUGUACUCCAGGGCGGAGACCCCGGGGCUCAGGACCUGCACCGCGGGAGCCAAGGACCCUCUGCUCCAGGGCAGCGACAUUUCCGACCAGGAGCUGCUGCUAAAUGUGGAAAACCAAAGACGGGGUCAUGAGCUGAGAGCCGACCUGCUCACGGUCGCUGACAGUUCCCCAGCCCUCUUCCCCGGGAAAAGCACCUCCUUCCCUGAAGUGCCAAAGUCCCCAAAGCAAAUGCCCACCUCAUCACUCCAGCAGCCACCGUCCCCAAGCCACUCAAGUGGUGACCUGCCGCCCGUUGAGGCCCGGUCCAGUAUAGGGAAGCCCAAACAUGAGUGGCUUCUGCAGAAAGAUUCUGAAGGGGACACGCCUUCACUUAUCAACUGGCCUUCCAGAGUUAAAGUUAGAGAAAAACUGGUGAGAGAGGAGAGUGCUCGCAGCAGUCCUGAACUCGCCUCAGAGUCCUUAAGUCAGAGGAGACAUCAGCCAAUACCAGUGCCCUUCCUGUCCAUUCAGUCAGAAAGCUCCACCUUUGACAGGGCCUCAAGCAAAGCAGUGCGCUCCGUGUGGCAGCCAAGCCGGGCCUGUGUCCCAGCAGCAGAGCCUGGUCAUGCCGUCAAGCCUGUGGCAGCAGAAACCUCAGAAAGCAUGUCUGAGGGCAGCUGGCUAGGAUCAGUAAAGCCCCCCACAUUGAAGGUUCUAGAAGGUGUGCAAAGAGAUGCUCCUGUCCUCCAUAUUUGUGAAUCAAAAACAGAAGAUGUCCCUGGAGUUCUCGACAAUAGGCCUAAACCAAGCUCGGCCUUGGAAGAUGAUGGGUUUCUGAGAAGCCAUGAAGACCUUCCUGAGAAUGAAGACGUAGGUAAGCCCACCGUGAACAAGGUCCCUGUUGCCACGGAAGAUCACAGGGAGCCGCAGCCACAGCACCAGCCCACCCAGAAAGCAGGGCACAGUGAAAUGGUUCUAUAUGUUCAGAGUGGGCCCGGGUCCCAAGAUGCCACGUUGACCAGCCACACAAAGGAACUCUGUCCAAAGAAGCGCAAGGUCCUCACUCGCUCCCUGUCGGAUUACACGGGCCCCCCUCAGCUCCAGGCCCUAAGACACAGGGACCCGGCUCUGAAGCAUGAGCUGGUGCCCCACACUCCCAGGACAGAUGGCCCCUGCACAGAAGCUGGCAUGCUGGACACCAAGGUCUCCGUUGCCCAGCUCCGAAAUAUGUUUCUGGAGUCGGCCAGAGCCAGCAAGAAACCUGAACUCCCCUCACGGGCUGAGAGGCCAGCUGAUGGAGUUGGCUUGCCUGCCAGUACCCAGCGGGAGAGAUGGUCUCGGAAACCCAGACGCUAUCUUUCUCCUGGUGAAAGUAGAAAAACUUCUGAGAGAUUUAGAACUCAACCUAUAACCUCAGCAGAGCGACAGGAGUCAGAUCGGUAUACUUCAGGCUCAGAAAUACCUACUGCUGAGGACGAAGAAAAGGUGGAUGAACGCGCCAAGCUGAGUGUUGCUGCCAAGAGGCUGCUUUUCAGGGAAAUGGAAAAAUCAUUUGACGAACAGAACGUCCCGAAGAGGCGCUCAAGAAAUGCAGCCGUGGAGCAAAGGCUGCGCCGCCUGCAGGACAGAUCCCACACGCAGCCCGUCACCUCCGAAGAAGUGGUCAUCGCAGCCACAUUACAGGCAUCCGCUCACCAAAAGGCUUUAGCCAGGGACCAGGCAAAUGAGGGCAAAGAGUCUGUGGAACCAGGCGAACCUGAUUCCUCCACACUGAGCUUAGCAGAGAAGUUGGCCUUGUUUAACAAAUUGUCCCAGCCGGUCUCCAAAGCGAUCUCCACCCGAAACAGAAUAGACGUGAGGCAGAGGAGGAUGAACUCCCGCUACCAAACGCAGCCGGUCACGCUGGGCGAGGUGGAACAGGUGCAGAGUGGCAAGCUCAUCUCUUUUUCCCCCACUGUGAACACGUCCGUGUCUACCAUAGCCUCUGCGGUUGCUCCCACGUACGCAGGGGAGCUUCGGACAAAGCCAUCUGUUGAUGACCGUACAAGUGCCACUGACUAUAAGUUUCCUUCUCCCCUGGAAAACUCAGACUGUUCCGUUAGAAGCAUUCUGAAAUCACAAGCCUGGCAGCCUUCGGCGGAGGUGAGUGGGAGCAAAGGAAUGCUGAGGGAACUUGGCGAGGCAGAGAGCAAGAGCACUUGGACUCCAGGAGACAGCUGCGUUAAGACGUUCGGAUCCUUGGAGGAGGCAGAGCCCUCCUACCCCACCCAUGACAGAGCUAGGGAAGGAGACAGCCAUCAAGAGCCUCAACAUGCCUUCCCAAGGAAAGGCAGCCUAGAACCAGAUACGCCUCCUAUCUCCCACCUUGGUGAUGAGCCGAAGGAGUUUUCUGUUACUAAAAGCAGUGUGCAAGGGAACGUGGACAUGAGGGACAGGCAGCCCAGUGAAGAGAACGUGGAGAAUGUCACGACAAGAAAGUUGUCACUCAAAGCAGCAGAGGUCAGAGAGCUUGCUUCUGAGCAGGCGGCGGCCCUGGCGUCCAGGAAGCAGCAGGAUCCCUCAGAGCUGAUUCCUGAGAAGUUCUACAAGAGCCCGUGCGCCACGUCUGCUGCUGGAGAAGUCAGAGGGCCUGUGGGUGAGGGCAGCCUGGACUCGCCCAGCAAAACUAUGUCGAUCAAAGAAAGACUGGCGUUGUUGAAGAAGAGUGGAGAGGAGGACUGGAAGAACAGACUCACCCGAAAGCAGGAGUGUGGAAAGGCCUCUGCCUCCAGCGGCCUGCACAUCCAAGAAGCGGGACAGUCACUUAAGAAGAAGCGGGUGACAGAAAGUCGGGAGAGCCAAAUGACCAUCGAGGAGAGGAAGCACCUCAUCACCGUGAGGGAGGAGGCCUGGAAGACGAAGGGCAGAGGGGCCGCCAACGACUCCACCCAGUUCACCGUGGCCGGCAGGAUGGUGAAGAAAGGUCUGGCGUCACCCACUGCCAUAACUCCAGUUGCAUCCCCCGUCUGCAAAUCACGAGGCACCACUCCAGUUUCUAAACCCUUGGAAGAUAUUGAAGCCAGGCCAGAUAUGCAGCUGGAAUCAGACCUGAAGUUGGACAGGCUGGAAACCUUCCUCAGAAGGCUGAAUAACAAAGUUGGUGGGAUGCAAGAGACGGUCCUUACCGUCACUGGCAAAUCCGUUAAGGAGGUGAUGAAGUUGGAUGAUGACGAAACCUUUGCCAAAUUCUACCGCAGUGUGGAUACUAAUAUACCGAAAAGUCCCGUGGAGUUAGACGAGGACUUCGAUGUGAUUUUCGACCCUUAUGCACCCAAGUUGACGUCUUCUGUGGCAGAGCAUAAGCGUGCAGUCAGGCCCAAGCGCCACGUCCAGGCUUCCAAGAACCCCUUGAAGAUGCUAGCAGCGAGGGAAGACCUCCUUCAGGAGUACACGGAGCAGAGGCUAAACGUCGCCUUCAUGGAGUCCAAGCGGAUGAAAGUGGAUAAGAUGUCGUCCAACUCCAACUUCUCGGAAGUCACUCUGGCAGGCUUAGCCAGUAAGGAGAACUUCAGCAACGUCAGCCUGCGGAGCGUCAACCUGACGGAGCAGAACUCCAACAACAGCGCAGUGCCCUACAAGAAGCUGAUGCUGCUACAGAUUAAAGGAAGAAGACAUGUGCAGACCCGGCUGGUGGAACCCCGUGCCUCGUCACUCAACAGUGGGGACUGCUUCCUUCUGCUGUCUCCCCAGCACUGCUUCCUGUGGGUAGGAGAGUUCGCCAACGUCAUCGAGAAGGCAAAGGCCUCCGAACUCGCGACUUUAAUUCAGACUAAGCGGGAACUUGGUUGUAGAGCUACGUACAUCCAAACCAUCGAGGAAGGAAUCAACACCCACACUCAUGCAGCCAAAGACUUCUGGAAGCUCCUGGGCGGCCAAAACAGUUACCAGUCUGCCGGAGACCCGAAGGAGGAUGAACUGUAUGAGACCGCCAUCAUCGAAACAAACUGCAUCUACCGCUUGAUGGAGGAUAAACUUGUUCCUGAUGACGACUACUGGGGAAAGAUUCCGAAGUGCUCCCUUCUGCGACCCAAAGAGGUCCUGGUGUUUGACUUUGGCAGUGAAGUUUACGUGUGGCAUGGGAAAGAAGUCACGUUAGCACAACGCAAAGUGGCCUUUCAGCUGGCCAAGCACUUGUGGAACGGCACCUUCGACUACGACAACUGUGACAUCAACCCGCUGGACCCCGGGGAGUGCAACCCGCUCAUCCCCAGGAAAGGACAAGGACGGCCUGAUUGGGCCAUAUUUGGGAGACUUACUGAACACAACGAGACGAUUUUGUUCAAAGAAAAGUUUCUUGAUUGGACCGAAAUGAAGAGACCGACAGAGAAGAAUGCUGGGGACCUAACCCCACAGAAGGAAGAUCCCAGGGCUGACAUCAAGCCCUACGAUGUCACACGGAUGGUGGCUGCGCCUCAGAUGUCAGCGGGCACUGUCCUGGAUGGGGUGAAUGUUGGACGUGGCUACGGCCUGGUGGAAGGGAGCGACAGGAGACAGUUUGAGAUUGCCAGUGUCUCCGUGGAUGUGUGGCACAUCCUGGAAUUCGACUACAGCCGGCUCCCCAGGCAGAGCAUCGGGCAGUUCCACGAGGGCGACGCCUAUGUGGUCAAGUGGAAGUUCAUGGUGAGCACCGCAGUGGGAAGCCGACAGAAGGGAGAACAUUCGGUAAGAGUGGCCGGCAAAGAGAAAUGCGUGUAUUUCUUCUGGCAAGGCCGGCAUUCAACUGUGAGUGAGAAGGGAACGUCUGCGCUGAUGACGGUGGAGCUGGACGAGGAAAGGGGGGCCCAGGUGCUGGUUCUGCAGGGGAAGGAGCCCCCCUGUUUCCUUCAGUGUUUCCAGGGGGGCAUGGUGGUGCACUCUGGCCGGAGGGAAGAGGAAGAAGAAAAUGUGCAAAGCGAGUGGAGGCUGUACUGUGUGCGAGGAGAAGUGCCCAUGGAAGGGAAUUUGCUGGAGGUGGCCUGUCACUGCAGCAGCCUGCGUUCCAGGACGUCCAUGGUUGUUCUGAACGUGAACAAGGCCCUCAUUUACCUGUGGCAUGGAUGCAAGGCUCAAGCCCACACGAAGGAGGUUGGAAGGACUGCAGCGAAUAAAAUCAAGGAACAAUGUCCCCUGGAAGCCGGAUUGCACAGUAGCAGCAAUGUGACAAUACAUGAAUGUGAUGAAGGGUCUGAGCCGCUGGGAUUCUGGGAUGCUCUAGGAAGGAGAGACAGGAAAGCCUAUGACUGCAUGCUUCAAGAUCCUGGAAGCUUUAACUUCGCGCCCCGCCUGUUCAUCCUCAGCAGCUCCUCCGGAGACUUCUCAGCCACCGAGUUCGUGUACCCAGCCCGCGCGCCCUCCGUGGUCAGCUCCAUGCCCUUCUUACAGGAGGAUCUGUACAGCGCGCCGCAGCCAGCGCUUUUCCUCGUUGACAAUCACCACGAGGUGUACCUCUGGCAAGGCUGGUGGCCCAUCGAGAACAAGAUCACGGGCUCUGCCCGCAUUCGCUGGGCCUCGGACAGAAAGAGUGCCAUGGAGACGGUCCUGCAGUACUGCCGAGGAAAGAACCUCAAAAAGCCACCCCCCAAAUCUUACCUGAUCCAUGCUGGCCUGGAGCCCCUGACGUUCACGAACAUGUUUCCCAGCUGGGAGCACAGAGAGGACAUUGCUGAGAUCACAGAGCUGGACACCGAGGUUUCCAACCAGAUCACCCUGGUGGAAGACGUCUUAGCCAAGCUCUGUAAAACCAUCUAUCCCCUGGCUGACCUCCUGGCCAGGCCCCUUCCAGAAGGAGUGGACCCUCUGAAACUUGAGAUUUAUCUGACCGACGAAGACUUUGAGUUUGCACUUGACAUGACAAGGGAUGAAUUUGGCGCUCUUCCUGCCUGGAAACAGGUGAACCUGAAGAAAGCAAAAGGCCUGUUCUAAGGGCAAGAUGCCAAUAGCCUUGGUGGGCACUCUCAAUGCCACUGGACCCGAAAAAAGAAAAAAAGAAUAUUUUUUGGACUGGUAUUUUCUUUGUUUGUUUUUUUUUUAAAGUAUUUUUAAAUCAGAGUUUUUCCAAACUUGACCUUAUUAACUCUACCGCUUGUCUUGGAAUUGUGUAUUUUGUAAAUGUUUAGGAGAGCUCUUUGGAAGCUUUCCCGUGGUUCGGCAGGUGAUGUCUUCGGGUCUCUUCUGCUCACUGACACAGGGCUGCCCUCCCGGUCCAGCUCGGCUCAGCCUUCUUGUUAAAGCAGUUCUCUUCAUAAAGUGUUAUUUUGAUAGUUUAUGGAUUCUAAAUAUAUAUAUAUAUAUACAUAUGUUUAUAUAAACACCAUAUAAAUCAAAUGCGUAUUUAACAAAGCAAUAUGUAUUCAUUCACUUUCAAUUUUUUCCUUUGGUGUCAAAAUAUUAUUACAAGCUAGAUGCAGUCACCUCUGUUGAAUUAGGUCUGCCGUCAAUCUCACCUCCCCCUCGGGAGCUCCUCCUCAAUGUUAGGACUGACUUGUGUUGAGUACUCUUCCGGUGCUAACGUGAAUAGAAGACUCCGUACUUCCUAGCAUGGACUUGGAAGAAUCUGUGCGGAUCAACCUGUCUACCUUAAUAUCACCCCAGAAAUGUAUAGUGCCUUGUUUUUAUGUACAGUUUAUAUACAGAAAAUUUUGCUCUGCAUUUUUGAUGCUGGUUCAGGACAUGAGCUACCAUUUUCCUCACAAAUAGUAGAAAUAAAAACAUCUCAGUUUCUAAUACCCGCUAUCAACAUUACACAUGUCAUUUUGUGACAUAGGACCCCAAAAUAAAACUUCAGAAUAAUCACAACAA
This is a messenger RNA of Jaculus jaculus (lesser Egyptian jerboa), 7627 nucleotides long. RefSeq names its product supervillin (gene Svil). Gene Ontology annotation, biological process: actin filament severing; barbed-end actin filament capping; actin polymerization or depolymerization. Gene Ontology annotation, cellular component: cytoplasm; actin cytoskeleton. The record is from RefSeq and is a predicted model, not a curated record. Lineage: Eukaryota; Metazoa; Chordata; Mammalia; Rodentia; Dipodidae. The transcript has 38 exons. Gene Ontology annotation, molecular function: actin filament binding; phosphatidylinositol-4,5-bisphosphate binding. Bases 44 to 6751 code for a protein of 2235 amino acids.